AUGAAUCAGAACCGAAGUAAUCAAGAAAGAGACGACAAUUAUCAAAACACGGGUCGCGGUGCUCGUGGCUUUCAAAACCGACCCGCUGGCUCGGUGCAAAUGUACCCUAACCUCAAUCCGAAUUAUCAGAAUCCGGUGGACAUAGAUCACAACUAUAAUCGCAAUCGACAACCGCAAGAACCGGAGGAAAACAUAUACGAGAGAUUAGACAACGACGACGACGACGAGAACGCGGUCAACCGGGAAGUUGGCCGUAACGAACCCGUCGCGCAAAACAAUCAAAACAAUCAGGGCGACCACACGUACGAGAGAAUAGACGAUCGGUACUCCUGCAGCGGCAGAAUAUACUCUCGUUGCUAUAAGUAUCACAUUUUGAACCACAUCGCUGUGCCGAAUUUCUUGAACGACGUGGAAUCCAGAAACUCGAACCAAUACGAUCAACCGAGACAGAUAUAUCUGGACUCGUCGCGAUUAUCUAGCCAGUUCUGUCAGAAUCAGUUAGGCAGACUAGGUCGCAACUGUUUCUCCUCCGAGAACAUCGCUUACGCGUCCACCGGGCGUACCGUUCACCCACUCGGUUACAGCUGCAUGUGCCCGUUCUGCAGACACUUGGACACUAGGUAUUUGUGUCAUCAUUGCCAUAGUCUGCACAACAAGCUACGCUACCAGGAUGGACUCGCGGGUAGCUCUAGACAUUACAUAUAUCAGUUGCCGAGGAACUGCCGGUGUCCGUUCUGUCGCGGUGAAUACUAUUUCAUGAAACCGCCCGUUACGUCUUGUCGCCCCGCCGAAUCGUGGAGGAUGGAAUGCCAUUGCAGAAACCCAGGCAAUUGUUCGUGCAGAUGCAAGGUACUGUCCAAUUGUGGAUCCGCCAGUCAGGUCGGUAGAUACCUCGAUUGGAUCAACAGAGCUGGUCCGUCUGUUAACAACCCGCUCUACGCGACGAUCCACAUUGGCAGACCUUGCGUCUCGGCCCUCGCGAACGCAGCUGGCGGAGGAAACAACAUGGAACCUGGUACUUCCACGUCGAACCCGUCAGCUCCUUCCUCCGUGGCCAACGAACCCAGUACAUCCUCCAACGCUAGACCUAUGUUCUCACCCCAAAAUCCUUCCAUCUCCCGCGCUUCUCUCUGCUCCGCCAAUCGCUCCGCCGAACGGCAACAUACGUGCGACGAUUCCUGCAUCAGAAAUCAAAACGGAAGCGUCGCUGGCAUCUGUCAGCUGUUCGGCAGAUGCGAGAAAGCGGAAUGUAAUCACGGCAGAUUGUCCGUGAACUGGUGGGUUGUCAACAAAUGGCUGCCAUCUUGGAACCCAAACAAUUUCGAUAGGAACAUGGACGCCGCUCCCGCAAUGGAAGAGGAAUCGCAUAACCAGCACGAUAGCGAUAGCGACGAUGCUUAAAUUUUAACGCUGCCCUUAUCAGGUAUUGAUGUUUCAUUAUUUAAAUCCCAACGACAUUUCCGAGUCGCGAUUGUUUAAACAACACUGAACUCGAUGUACGUGUCCCUUCGUUUGUAACGAGACUAUGGUAAUGAAAUCGUUGUAAUUUGUGAUAUUCGAGGAAAUAAUGUGUACUUCUUGCGCGCUAGAGAAAUUGGAUCGAUGAUGAUGCUUUAAACUGUUUCCUUUUUGUUGAAAUGGGACGUGAUGGGAUGAUUGGUUGCUUCGAAUUUUAAGAUAAAUCAGACAGGGAUUAGGGAGGUGUUUGUUUCUUUUUUCUUGAUAUCUUCGGCUAGUACAUAUCUUCUAAAAAAUGUACAAAUGGAAUUAUAACCUAUUUUAGACAAUGGCUCUUCAGUAUUUUCUUCUUGACUUGUGGAUCAUCUAAUCUUAUAUCUUUUUUGGAACUUUCUCUUGUAGACUUUGUUCCUGUUCGUUUUUCUUUCUAUUAAGUUUGAUUUUUACUUUCUCGGAAUACUUUUGUACAUAUUUCUCUGCGUCAGUUGUAAGUGCUUUCUCAAUGAGUCACUACGUACCUAAAAUUUGUCUAUUAAUUUGAUUACUUGUAAAUUUCCACACGAAUUUUAUCUUUAGUUCUUAGCCUUCUAAAUUUAUAUAUCGUGUCUUUUAUUAUUUUAUUUUUAAUUGUUUGCAUUUAUGUUUGCGUUGUCAUAUAAUUUUAUCUAUGGAGGUUUGUGCAAUAAAGAAUCUUCGGCCGUACGUUUCCUGGAUAAAUUUAUCGCUCGAAGAUACCAACUGAAAAGAUAAUUUAUACUUUUCUGAUCCCUAUACGUUUUGUUUUAAAUGCAAAUGUUCAAUUUACCUUGAAGUAAAUUGAAACAUUCCAAGUAAUUUCUAAAUCAUCUAAAUGUAAUUGAAGCCUUUGCUCAAGAGGUAUCGCAAAUAUUUAAGAAGAGUUCAUGCAUGUAUUGACAAUAAGAUCGCUUUAUAUGUGCUCUGCUAUUCACAAAUCUUUAUACCGGAAGAUUAAAUAAACACGAAUUUCGAUCAUACGUUUGCAAGUAUGGAUCGAUUACGUGCAAAGAUAGUCGAAGUUUAGUUUUGCCAAUGCAACAAGUUAAACAAACAUAGAAACUACUAAUGCUAAUGAUGUUUUUAAUUCUUUUAUGAUCGUUUUUAAUUGUUUACCCUGCCGUACGGAAAACGCCGCCAAUUUUAUCCUGUUAAUCGUCGUUAUAAAAGACUACGUGUAUCGUAGACUAACUCUUGGAGAUGUAUGUUUUAUUGGAUAACAGUAUGAGAUGUAUAGAAAUUGUAACUUUUAUAAUUCAUCAUUGAUUCGUCAUUGUUUUUAGCAUAUUUUUACAAUUUUAGUAAUAAAGAUGUCUGAACAAGAUAAAAACACAAAUGCGUUCAUUUACAAACUAGUUUGCAUGAGAAAUAUAUUGAAAAAAACAGCAUUCGUCGGUUUUACCAAAUGUCUAAGGUUUGUUAAUCGUCUUUUAACACUAAAACUGCCAUGAUCCAUAUGCUUUAAGUUACUUAAGAUCACUCAACCAUUAACAAUGGUUUUACUGAAAUUUUUAGAGACAUCUAUUACAACAGAGAAUUAAUUUUAUUGAUAAAUUAGUUUACACCCCUCCCUCUAAUUGCAAAGAUAUCGAUGUUUGAUAAAUGUGCAUUGACCUUGAUAGUGUUAGUGUUAAACGAUUGAAGAUAUCAAAUUACUACUUUUUAUUCAAACGUGGCAAUUAUUGUAAAUACAGGUUCGUAGCAAGUACCCUCUCCGAACGACAGUGAAGUUUACCCAUAGAGUCACGAAAAAAUGGCCGCUCGCGGUCACUGAGAGCUCGUCCCUACCAUUGCAAUCGUUCGAUUCUUCGAUCGCAUCUUUCAAUAGAAAGAUAGCUGCCGCUAUAACUUGUUAACUUGUAAUAUUUAAACACUGUGAGUGUACACUAUUAGUCAGUAUUAAAUUGUCCUUAUAAAGUUUUAGCUCCCGGAUAGAAUAAUUAGGUUUUACACAGUUCUGAUCUCGACUCUACGAAUUGUAUAAUAAUCUUCAUCCUGAUCGAUCUUCACCCCGAUUCGUGUAAAUUUAGAACUUCGAUUCAAUCCGAAUGCGAACAGUUGUAAAAAAAAACAAAAAAAAAAACAAAUAUAGUUUUUCGAAGUGAAACAUAGCGCUUGGAACUUAUAAGGACAGAUUCGGACAUAUCCUUGAACACGUUAUGACUUAGGGAUUAAUCCUAAUCUAAGAUUUAUAGGUGAACGGAACGUUUCAAGCUGAAUGUACUAAAUUCCAAGAAGAUCACGCGUUGGGUUGGCUCUGAGACAUGAUAAGACUUGACGAACGUGCGAAAUGUAUAUUUAUUUUUUGUAUUUAGUAGUUCAUACUACGUAUACUCUAAGAAAUGUUUAACCGAAUAAAAAAUUAUUAAGGAG
Hylaeus volcanicus is the source of this 3846-nucleotide messenger RNA. RefSeq lists its product as uncharacterized. The record is from RefSeq and is a predicted model, not a curated record. The coding region runs from base 1 to 1401 and encodes 466 amino acids. NCBI's taxonomy places the organism in Eukaryota, Metazoa, Arthropoda, Insecta, Hymenoptera, Colletidae. The transcript has a single exon.